Phalacrocorax carbo (great cormorant) is the source of this 1104-nucleotide messenger RNA. The record is from RefSeq and is a predicted model, not a curated record. Lineage: Eukaryota; Metazoa; Chordata; Aves; Suliformes; Phalacrocoracidae.
AUGGUGAGGCUGUGGCGGUCGCGGGGCUGGGGGCCCCUGGCGAGGCUGCGACAGCGGCCGGAUAAGUUCGGGGGGGUGAGCGUGGACCUCGGCGAGCUGGGUCGCCCCCUCCGCCUGGAGCAGGCCGCCUUCGGGCGGUGGCUGCGGGGCGCCGUGGCACGGUGGCGGGAGGAAGGCCGCCUCGCCGUCUGGCUCCGCGUCCCCAUCCUCCAGAGCAGGUUUGCGGCGGCGGCCGCUUCGCAGGGCUUUGCUUUCCACCAUGCCGAGCGGGGCUCGUCCACCUUGACGCUGUGGCUAGGAGAAGGGCCCAGCAGGCUACCGGGGUACGCCACCCACCAGCUGGGGGUUGCAGGUGCUGUUCUAGAUGCAAGCACUGGAAGGGUGUUGGUCGUACAAGAUAGAAACAGGACUCUGAAUGCGUGGAAGUUUCCAGGAGGUCUGUCUAAUCCAGGCGAAGACAUCGGAGACACAGCAGUUCGAGAGGUUUUCGAAGAGACUGGCAUUAAGUCAGAGUUCAAGUCCAUCCUAAGCAUAAGACAGCAACACAAACACCCCGGCGCCUUUGGCAAGUCGGACAUGUACAUCAUCUGUCGCCUGGAGCCCUCCUCCUUCACCAUCAGCUUCUGCCAGCAGGAGUGCCUGAGGUGCGAAUGGAUGGACCUGGCUGAGCUCGCUAGGACGGAACACGCUACUCCCAUCACCAGCCACGUAGCUAAACUCUUACUUUACGGAUACCGGGAAGGGUUUGAGAAGAUCGAUAUAACCAUGAGGGAGUUUCCAGCUGUCUACACAGGCCUGUUCUACAAACUGUACCACAGGGAGCUGCCCGAGGCCUACAGAAACAUUACAUGAUAGCAAUACAUUUCACAUUUCAUUAUAUUAAUAAUUUAGAAUUAUUAAUCUAGUGUUAUUUAGACCAUAUUAAAAUUAUCCAUGGACUUCUUUUUAGGUAACUCUUAGAAAGUAAUUAUUUACUCUAUUCUCUAAUAAGCUAUAGAGAUAUAAAUUAUUUUUAAAGGUAAAUAUUGCUAUAAGUGUGCAUCAGAUCUGUUUUCCUUUACUCUGUAAAGCAAACAUAAAGUAAAUAAAAUAGCCCAACAUGGA